This is a messenger RNA of Melampsora larici-populina 98AG31, 534 nucleotides long. RefSeq lists its product as uncharacterized. Lineage: Eukaryota; Fungi; Basidiomycota; Pucciniomycetes; Pucciniales; Melampsoraceae. Bases 1 to 534 code for a protein of 177 amino acids. The record is from RefSeq and is a predicted model, not a curated record. The transcript has a single exon.
AUGACGCGCAUUUCUUUCCUUUCAAUUCAUGUAAUUUUGCUGCUGCUCCCUUUACUUUACUGCUUCGCUUUUCAUGUCCCUCUUCUAUCAAAACCCGCUAUCACAAAACUGGAUAAAAAUGGAGACGACCUCAAGACUUUACUUCUAGAAGACUCUUUCACAGCUUUCCAAGCAGGACAAGAGAAACUAAAUCAAGGAAAUCUCAAGUCUAUCAUUGAUACAACAAAACUCAUAGGAACAUUCAAAAACAUUUUCAAGGCGAAGACCCGACCCAAGACUCCUGAAAGUGAAGUUUUAAUCACCUGGGAAGUAUGCUAUGAUAUUGCUCAAAAGAUUUUCGAAUCAUCUGAGUCUUCUGAAGUAAAAUCCAUGGCCAAAGCUGUGCUAGACCUAGGCUCUGAUUUUGAUUUUCACCAACAUGAUCCACGAUUUAAAAUGGGAGAUGUCAUAUCUGCUAUCACUCUUCAUUCAAUUUCUCUAGAGAAUGAUUCUCUAGAUACAGCGGAGAAGAUUUGGUCCGUUGGGGUACUCUGA